Messenger RNA from Arctia plantaginis, 318 nucleotides. Lineage: Eukaryota; Metazoa; Arthropoda; Insecta; Lepidoptera; Erebidae. The record is from the annotation of a GenBank genome assembly.
AUGAAUAAAUUAAUUCUUUUCUGCCUACUUCUUGUUUAUUACGAGGCAAAGGCGCAAGCACCCACGGGGCCUAUAGCCGGUUUCAUCCGAACUAAUUUUAUAGGUCAUCCUGUUAUCCAUGACAGGGUAUCUUGGGUCUUCGAUCCUGACGUAGCUUUGAAGAGAAGAAGACAGUUCAUAGAAUUGCAUGGAGACAAAGGUGAAAAGUUAAUAGAGAGGUUAGGUCUUGGAAUCGAUGGAGAUGAUCAAGAGAGACUAGAGAAGCAGAGACAGAGGGAUGAAGGGCAUUUGGGAGGUUUAAAUGCUUACCUUCCUUAG